AUGGAGGAGGUGAUGGAGGAGGUGGUGGAGGAGGUGAUGGAGGAGGUGAUGGAGGAGGUGAUGGAGGAGGUGAUGGAGGAGGUGGUGGAGGAGGUGAUGGAGGAGGUGAUGGAGGAGGUGAUGGAGGAGGUGAUGGAGGAGGUGAUGGAGGAGGUGGUGGAGGAGGUGAUGGAGGAGGUGAUGGAGGAGGUCGAGAUCAUUAAAGAGGAACUAGGACGACAAUUAAGGUUUGGAGCUGAUGGAUUCCUCCGGCUCCAAGGGCAGAGGAAAGACACGCUGAAACAGGAGGAAGAGGAGGAGGAGGAGGAGGAAAGACACGCUGAAACAGGAGGAAGAGGAGGAGGAGGAGGAGGAGGAGGAGGAGGAAAGACACGCUGA
Molecule: messenger RNA, 378 nt
Organism: Knipowitschia caucasica
Lineage: Eukaryota; Metazoa; Chordata; Actinopteri; Gobiiformes; Gobiidae
Source: the annotation of a GenBank genome assembly